Molecule: messenger RNA, 2606 nt
Organism: Conger conger (European conger)
Lineage: Eukaryota; Metazoa; Chordata; Actinopteri; Anguilliformes; Congridae
Gene: klhl40a
Product: kelch-like family member 40a
Exons: 6
Coding region: 256-2067 (603 amino acids)
Molecular function (GO): protein binding
Source: RefSeq, a predicted model, not a curated record
AUUUCACAUGAACCAAUAUGGAUUCCUGUGUUUUUUUUGUGAGCCCAAGUCUAUAAAUAAGCCCUCACCCGCCUAUGGAGUUUGAAGGGUUUAAACAGCUGAGGACAAACACAUCAGUGCAUUCUAGCUCCAACCCAUCUUAGCCGGCUUCUUCUUUCUGUGGCAGGGGCUUUGAAUGAGCCACCGCUCUGCUCUGGAGAGGUGACCGGGACACUUGCUAAUCCACCCGCCAUCACAAACAUAGACUCGCUAAAGAUGGCUCUACCCGUAAACCCCACAGAAGAGCCACGGAUAUACCACCAGACCCUGCUUCAGGAUGGGCUCUGCGACCUGCUGGAGAACAUGAAGUUUGUGGACUGUAUCCUGAAAGUAAAGGACAAGGAGCUUCCGUGCCACAGGCUGGUGCUGGCAGCCUGCAGCCCGUUCUUUAAGAUUAUGUUCCAGUCGGACUCGGAGGAUUGCAAGAAGAGGGAGGUCGUCCUCGAGGACGUCGAGCCCGGUGUCAUGUCGACGGUGUUGCGGUAUAUUUACACCUCAGACAUCAACCUGACGGAGAACAAUGUCCAGGAAAUAUUCAUGGCAGCCAACAUGUUCCAGAUCCCUUCCCUCUUCACCGUGUGCGUCUCCUUCCUCUGUGACCGGCUCGGCUUGGCGAACUGCCUGGCCAUCUUCCGGCUGGGACUGCUGCUGGACUGUCGCGACCUGGCCGUGGCCGCCCGGGACUACAUCUGCGAGCACUACCAGGUGCUGGUGCGGGAUCAGGACUACCAUCAUCUGGGCCCCAGCGAGCUGGCCGCCAUCAUCACCUCAGACACCCUCAACGUGGAGAGCGAGGAGGUGGUGUUCGAGUCGGUGCUCAGGUGGGUCGCCCAUGACGAGGGCGAGCGUCUGAAGGACCUCCCGGACCUCCUGGAGUGUGUCCGCUUCCGGCUCAUGGACGCAAACUACUUCACCGACAAGGUGGAGAAGCACAAGUGGAUCGAAUCCAACCAGGAGAUCCAGACCAAGCUGCAGCUGGUCAGGGAUGCCCGCGAGGGGAAGCUUCCAGAAAGAAAAGGGGGCAAGGGCAAGAAGUCUGAAGGCAAGGGGAAGGGUGGUAUGCUUCCAGGAAUCCUCAAUAAUAAUCCCCGAUUCGGCACGUUCCUCAAAGACUUGAUGCUCCUGAUCAGUGAAACGGGGACGGUGGCCUACGACCCUGUAGAAAACGAAUGUUACAUGGCGUCUGAAUCCACCCAAAUUCCCAAGAACCACUGCAGUCUGGUCACCAAGGAGAACCAGGUAUUUGUGGCUGGAGGGCUUUUCUACAGUGAGGAGGACAAGGAUGAACCCCUCAACUCCUACUUCUUACAGUUUGAUCCCAUUAACUCCGACUGGCUGGGAAUGCCCUCUCUUCCAACACCACGCUGCCUCUUCGGGAUGGCCGAGGCGGAAAACUCCAUCUUUGUGGUGGGGGGGAAAGAGCUGAAAGAAGGGGAGCAUGUCUUGGACUCCGUGAUGAUCUACGACAGACACUCUUUCAAAUGGGGGGAGUCGGACCCUCUGCCUUACGCAGUGUAUGGCCACGGGACCGUGUCACAUAAUGGCCUUGUCUACGUAAUCGGAGGAAAAGGAGGGAGCAAAAAAUGCUUGAGGAGGGUGUGUGUCUACAACCCUAAGAAGUUUGAGUGGAAGGACUUGGCACCACUGAAGACGGCCAGGUCUCUCUUCGGAGUCACGGCCCAUAAGGACAAGAUCUACGUGGCAGCGGGAGUCACGGACACAGGCCUCACCAGCACUAUGGAAGUCUACGACAUUGUCAACAACACGUGGUCGGAGUUCGUAGCGUUUCCCCAGGAGCGUAGCUCCCUCAGCCUGGUCUCCAUGGGCGGGUCGCUGUACGCCGUGGGCGGGUUCGCCACGGUUCCCAGCGAGGACAGCGACGAGCUGGUGCCCACCGAGAUGAAAGACAUCUGGAAAUUUGACGAGGAGGAAAACAGCUGGAACGGCAUUCUGAGAGAGAUCAGCUACGCAUCCGGCUCCACCAUCGUGGCUCUGCGUCUCAACACCCUGCGGCUCUCCAAGCUCUAACCGCCCGCCCUCCGCCCCCGGAGAACGAGGGUACACGGGCUCCAAGAGGCUCCAUGAGGCUAUCCUGAAAGGCCCUAAUCGCCCCCCCCGCCCCCAACCAUUUAUCACAAAGAAUGAUUCCAACAUGACGUCUUCGCCAUCAGAGUCCCCGCACUGGAAGGCUCUAGAAUCGAAGAACACAUUGCAUAGUAAUACUAGUAAUUUCAGUGGUACUAGUGUCAGAGGCGAGGAUCCCCAAUGCUUUUCCUGCUGUGCCCAAAGUUAAAUUAACUUUGAAAAAACUUUGGUGUGAUUUCAAGAAAUGUACCAUUGCUGUGAUGCAUCACUUUUUUUUAGUACAGGUGGUUACUGAAGACGUUUUUGUGAUUUAGUUUUUUUUUUAAUUCGAGGCUGGAGGGAGCAGAACAGAUACAGGGGUGUGUGUGUGUGAUCGGACACUGGAGCAAAGAACACUAGGAUGUUUGUGAAUUUUGUAAGGUAAAUGACCACAUAAAUAUUAAUAAUUUGUAUGAAAUUUUUCUCAAUAAAGAAGAAAGAAA